AGGUCCCGGUGACGGCGGUGGUGGAGGCUGCUGCAUCUUUGGCCACAGACGCAGCUGCUAUUGUUCCCUGGUGGUGUUAGAUAGAUGCUCUUUCUCUCCUUUUAAUCAGAAGCGAACAAUAGCGGGAAAGAGCUUUGCCUCUCUCUACUUGCAAAGAAUUCCCUGCCGGGACUUAACCCCGCCGCGGAGCCAGACCCUUGGAGCGGCGGCUGCAGGCAGCAUGGGACUGCCGGGGAGGCGCUGGGCGUCCGGGAACCCGGGCGCUGCGGGGCCACGUCGGGGCGUCCUGCAGCUGCUCCUGCUGCUGCUGUGCCCAGGUGCCUGCGGGGCUGCGGGGCUAGGCGAAGCGGAGGCGCCCACCAUCUACGUGUGGAAGACUGGUCCAUGGGGCCGAUGCAUGGGAGAUGAUUGUGGUCCAGGAGGCAUCCAAACCAGGGCCGUGUGGUGUGCUCACGUGGAAGGCUGGACAACACUCCAUACAAACUGCAAGCAGGCAGGGAGGCCUCACAACCAGCAGAACUGUUUCAAAGUGUGUGACUGGCACAAAGAGUUGUACGACUGGAAGCUGGGACCCUGGAAUCAGUGUCAGCCUGUGAUUUCCAAGAGCCUGGAGAAACCACUGGAGUGUACUAAGGGGGAAGAGGGCAUCCAGGUGAGAGAGAUAACGUGCAUCCAGAAAGACAAAGACAUUCCUGCGGAGGACAUCAUCUGUGAAUACUUUGAGCCCAAGCCCCUCCUGGAACAGGCUUGCCUCAUUCCCUGCCAGCAAGAUUGCAUCGUGUCUGAGUUUUCCUCCUGGUCUGAAUGCUCCAAGACCUGUGGCAGUGGGCUUCAGCACCGGACUCGGCACGUGGUGGCACCCCCUCAGUUCGGGGGUUCGGGCUGCCCGAACCUGACCGAGUUUCAGGUGUGCCAGUCUAGUCCUUGCGAGGCGGAGGAAAGCUUGUACAGCCUGCAAGUGGGGGCCUGGAGCACCUGCUCCAUGCCGCACCCCAGAGUGUCCAGGCAGGCGGGGCGACGCAGAAAGAACAAAGAGCGGGAAAAAGAGAGAGGCAAAGGGGUGAAGGAUCCGGAGGCCCGAGAACUGAUCAAGAAAAAGAGAAAUAGAAACAGGCAGAACAGGCAAGAGAACAAAUUCUGGGACAUCCAGAUCGGAUAUCAAACCAGGGAGGUUAUGUGUAUUAACAAGACCGGGAAAGCUGCUGAUCUGAGUUUCUGCCAGCAAGAAAAACUGCCAAUAACCUUCCAGUCCUGUGUGAUCACCAAAGAGUGCCAGGUGUCAGAGUGGUCGGAAUGGAGCCCUUGCUCAACAACAUGCCACAAUACCGCAUCCCCCACGGGCAUGCGCGUAAGGACACGGACCAUCAGGCAGUUUCCUAUUGGGAGUGAAAACGAUUGCCCAGAACUCGAGGAAAAAGAGCCCUGUGUGUCGCAAGGAAAUGGAGUUGCUCUUUGUGCCACGUAUGGCUGGAGAGCUACGGAGUGGACAGACUGCCGUGUGGACCCUUUGCUCAGUCAGCAGGACAGGAGGCGGGGCAACCAGACCUCCCUGUGCGGAGGAGGUGUGCAGACCAGAGAGGUGUACUGUGUGCAAACCAAUGAAAAUCUCCUCUCCCACCUAAGAACCCAUAAGGACAAAGAGGCUUCAAAACCAGUGGACUCAAAAUUAUGCACUGGCCCUGUCCCAAAUACUACACAGCUGUGCCACAUUCCUUGCCCAAUCGAAUGCGAAGUUUCACCCUGGUCAGCUUGGGGGCCGUGUACUUAUGAAAACUGCAAUGACCAACAAGGAAAAAAAGGCUUCAAACUAAGAAAGCGGCGUAUUAUCAAUGAGCCCACUGGAGGCUCAGGGGGAACAGGAAACUGCCCUCACUUACUGGAAGCCAUUCCCUGUGAAGAGCCAUCCUGCUAUGAUUGGAAAGCCGUGAGGCUUGGAGACUGUGAACCGGACAAUGGCAGGGAAUGCGGGCCAGGCACUCAAGUUCAAGAGGUGGUGUGCAUCAACAGUGAUGGAGAAGAAGUGGACAGACAGCUGUGCAGAGAUGCCAUCUUCCCCAUCCCUGUGGCCUGUGAUGCCCCGUGCCCAAAGGACUGUGUACUCAGCGCAUGGUCUACAUGGUCUUCCUGCUCACACACCUGCUCAGGAAAAACAACAGAAGGGAAACAGAUACGUGCGCGUUCUAUUCUGGCCUAUGCAGGCGAUGAAGGAGGAGUCCGCUGUCCCAACAGCAGUGCUCUACAAGAGGUGCGCAGCUGUAAUGAGCAUCCGUGCACUGUGUACCACUGGCAAACCGGUCCCUGGGGCCAGUGCAUCGAGGACACCUCAGUGUCGUCCUUCAACACAACGACAACUUGGAAUGGCGAGGCCUCCUGCUCUGUUGGCAUGCAGACACGAAAAGUCAUCUGUGUGCGAGUCAACGUGGGCCAAGUGGGACCCAAAAAGUGCCCUGAAAACCUUCGACCUGAGACCGUGAGGCCGUGUCUCCUUCCUUGUAGGAAGGACUGUAUUGUGACUCCAUAUAGUGACUGGACACCAUGCCCCUCCUCGUGCAAAAAAGGGGACUCCGGAGUCAGGAAGCAAUCUCGGCAUCGGGUCAUCAUUCAGCUGCCAGCCAAUGGAGGGCGAGACUGCACAGAUCCUCUCUAUGAGGAGAAGGCCUGUGAGGUUCCUCAAGUGUGUCAGAGCUACAGGUGGAAGACUCACAAAUGGCGCCGAUGCCAAUUAGUCCCUUGGAGUGUGCAACAGGUCAUCCCUGGAGCACAGGAAGGCUGUGGGCCUGGACGACAGGCCAGAGCCAUUACUUGUCGAAAACAAGAUGGAGGGCAAGCUAGCAUCCACGAAUGUCUCCAGUAUGCGGGCCCUGUGCCAGCUCUGACCCAAGCUUGCCAGAUCCCCUGCCAAGAUGACUGUCAAUUUACCAGCUGGUCCAAGUUUUCUUCCUGCAAUGGAGACUGUGGUGCAGUUAGGACCAGAAAGCGCACCAUCGUUGGCAAAAGUAAAAAGAAGGAAAAGUGUAAAAAUCCCCAGUUGUAUCCCCUGAUUGAGACUCAGUACUGUCCUUGUGACAGUCACACUCUCCAGCCAGUGGGGAACUGGUCGGAUUGUAUUUUACCAGAAGGGAAGGUGGAAGUCCUGCUGGGAAUGAAAGUCCAAGGCGAUGUCAAAGAAUGUGGACAAGGGUAUCGCUACCAAGCAAUGGCGUGCUACGAUCAAAAUGGCAGGCUUGUGGAAACAUCCAGAUGUAACAGCCAUGGGUACAUCGAAGAGGCCUGCAUUAUCCCUUGUCCCUCAGACUGCAAGCUCAGUGAGUGGUCCAACUGGUCCCGCUGCAGUAAGUCCUGUGGAAGUGGCGUGAAGGUUCGCUCCAAGUGGCUGCGAGAAAAGCCUUAUAAUGGAGGAAGGCCCUGCCCCAAACUGGACCAUGUUAACCAGGCACAGGUGUAUGAGGUUGUCCCGUGCCACAGUGACUGCAACCAGUACAUAUGGGUCUCAGAGCCAUGGAGCGUCUGCAAAGUGACCUACGUGAAUAUGCGGGAAAACUGCGGCGAAGGCGUGCAAACCCGGAAAGUGAGAUGCAUGCAGAAUACACCAGAUGGUCCUUCCGAACACGUGGAAGAUUACUUCUGUGACCCUGAAGAGAUGCCCCUGGGCUCUCGAGAGUGCAAAUUACCUUGCCCUGAGGACUGUGUGAUAUCUGAAUGGGGUCCCUGGACCCGAUGUGUUUUGCCUUGCAAUCAAAGCAAUUUCCGGCAAAGGUCAGCUGAUCCCAUCAGACAACCUGCUGAUGAGGGAAGAGCCUGCCCCAAUGCUAUUGAGAAGGAACCCUGUAAUCUGAACAAAAACUGCUACCACUAUGAUUAUAAUGUAACAGACUGGAGUACAUGUCAGCUGAGUGAGAAGGCUGUGUGUGGAAACGGCAUUAAAACAAGAAUGUUGGAUUGUGUUCGAAGUGAUGGCAAGUCGGUUGACCUGAAAUACUGUGAAGAGCUUGGCCUGGAGAAGAACUGGCAGAUGAACUCUUCCUGUGUUGUGGAAUGUCCUGUGAACUGUCAGCUUUCUGAUUGGUCUCCUUGGUCAGAAUGCUCACAAACAUGUGGUCUCACAGGGAAAAUGGUCCGAAGACGAACGGUGACCCAGCCAUUCCAAGGUGAUGGGAGACCUUGCCCUUCCACGAUGGAACAGACCAAGUCAUGCCCAGUGAAGCCAUGUUACCGUUGGCAAUAUGGCCAGUGGUCUCCAUGUCAAGCGCAGGAGGCCCAGUGUGGAGAAGGGACUAGAACAAGGAACAUUUCUUGUGUAGUGAGUGAUGGAUCAGCUGAGGAUUUCGGCAAGGUGGUGGAUGAGGAAUUCUGUGCUGACACUGAACUCAUCGUAGAUGGUAAUAAGAACAUAAUUCUGGAGGAAACUUGCACCCAGCCUUGUCCAGGUGAUUGCUACUUGAAGGAUUGGUCUUCCUGGAGCCUGUGUCAGCUGACCUGUGUGAAUGGGGAGGAUCUAGGCCUUGGUGGAAUACAGGUUCGAUCCAGAGCAGUUAUUAUACAAGAACUCGAGAAUCAACAUCUAUGUCCUGAGCAGAUGUUGGAAACAAAACCAUGUGAUGAUGGACAUUGUUAUGAAUACAAAUGGAUGGCCAGUGCUUGGAAGGGCUCAUCUCGAACUGUCUGGUGUCAGAGGUCAGAUGGUGUAAAUGUUACAGGGGGCUGCUUGGUGGUGAGCCAGCCUGAUGCUGACAGAUCUUGCAACCCACCCUGUAGUCAACCCCACUCAUACUGCAGUGAGACAAGGACAUGCCGCUGUGAAGAAGGGUACACUGAGGUCAUGUCUUCCAAUAGCACCCUGGAGCAAUGCACACUUAUCCCAGUGGUAGCCAUACCCACCGUGGAGGAGAAACGAGGAGAUGUGAAAACCAGCCGCGCAGUGCAUCCCACCCAGCCUACCAGCAACGCAGCUGGCCGGGGAAGGACCUGGUUUCUACAGCCAUUUGGGCCAGAUGGAAGACUAAAGACCUGGGUUUAUGGUGUAGCCGCUGGGGCAUUUGUGUUGCUCAUCUUUGUUGUCUCCAUGAUUUAUCUAGCUUGCAAAAAGCCAAAGAAACCCCAAAGACGACAAAACAACCGACUGAAACCACUAACCUUAGCUUACGACGGAGACGCAGACAUGUAACAUGUAACUCUUCCUGGCAACAACCAGUUUUGGCUUUCUGACUUUGUAGUACCUAUUGAGAGGUCACCUUGGCACUAUCUGACUGUGCAGAUUAUAUUUCAUUUAAACUUUGAUCAAAGAGUAUCCUAAAGAAUGAAAACCAUACUGCCAAUGGGAAUAGUCAAGCCUGUACCACUUGCAUACAGAUCAUCAUCCUGGCAUUUCUAGGAUCCUUAGUUCAAUACAUGUUGAAUCUUGAAAGUUUUGUGUCACUUUUUCUGCAAUCCACCAACUGAAGAGUUACUUUCAUCUCUGAAAAGAUACUGGUGAAACUGGUCAGCAAGACUGCAGUACUAAACUAACGCACAGAACUUUCUAGCAUGGAGCGUCUAUAGUGAGAGUUCUAAAGUACUAUAGUCAAGCAUAACAACAUGUAUAUUCAAUUGAAUGCUACACAUAAUAAUAUCAUAUUAUGUAUUAUCAUAAGCAAUCUUCACAGUAAAGAUGGAUAACCUCCAAGCUGAGCAGAAAAACCACCAAACAAAUUCCGCAUCUUUCUGCUUGAUGAUAGCUGCUAUUGAACUGUAUUUCAGAGACAAAGACUCUUUUAUGAGACUUCACUCUUGUCUCGGUUCAAUGUACAAAGCUGGAUAUGGUACUAGUACUUGAAAAGCAGAAGAGUCCUCAAGUUCAGUAUUUUAUAGUGGUUUAUUGUCUGGAAAGCUAAUUGUGUUGCUACAUUCCUACUUCCCCUAAUUUUCAAACUGGUUGCCUGCAGUCUUUUUUGCUGUAUAAAAGGCACAUUUUUUUGCACUAUAUUAGUGCAAUACGAUAGGCACCUAAUCAGUGUUGAUCAUAGAAACUGCCUCUUUCCAUAAGGGAUGAACAGCUGUGCCAGUACCAGGGAGACAUUUGUUCAGUUCCU
Messenger RNA from Dipodomys spectabilis (banner-tailed kangaroo rat), 6068 nucleotides. RefSeq names its product thrombospondin type 1 domain containing 7A (gene Thsd7a). The record is from RefSeq and is a predicted model, not a curated record. NCBI's taxonomy places the organism in Eukaryota, Metazoa, Chordata, Mammalia, Rodentia, Heteromyidae. Gene Ontology annotation, cellular component: plasma membrane. Bases 221 to 5164 code for a protein of 1647 amino acids. The transcript is spliced from 28 exons. Gene Ontology annotation, biological process: actin cytoskeleton organization.